This is a messenger RNA of Ricinus communis (castor bean), 2103 nucleotides long. RefSeq names its product UPF0481 protein At3g47200. The record is from RefSeq and is a predicted model, not a curated record. The coding region runs from base 687 to 1991 and encodes 434 amino acids. The transcript is spliced from 2 exons. NCBI's taxonomy places the organism in Eukaryota, Viridiplantae, Streptophyta, Magnoliopsida, Malpighiales, Euphorbiaceae.
CUGUUGAAGACCUUGCAGCAAUUAGCUCACCAUAUUAGUUUUGUUUGCUUAAUGCAACUGGCACCCAACUUUUUGACUCCUGUUCCAAAUUAUGGAUGCUUUUACGACCAGCUCUAUAGACCAAUAUGGUUUCCUUGUUCUUAGGUGAUGUAAGCUCUUCAAAAAUUGGAACAGACAAAAAGAUGUGAUAUUGUGCCUUUUCUUUCUUAAGAAAAGGAAAUUGUAAUUGAAGAAUCUGCUCUUCUUAUUCUUCGUAACGUUAUUUGUGCGUUUUCUUUGUCAAGUAAUCAUUCAAAAGAAAUUCUUGACAGAACAUACGGAACAUUAUGGUUUGGAAUUAUGCUUUCAGCUUUCUUCUCAUUCAUGUCUUUUUUUAUAUAUAUUUUGUUUCACUUCUCUUUGGCUAUUUAACACUGUUAUUCACAAUCACUGGCCAUUAAACUGAGGUAAGUUUCACUUCUUGUUUCCAAUGAUCCAGAUUUAUGUGUUUAUUUACUUUAUUUUGUUGUCAAAUUUAUCAUUUGCAUAAUCAGCAUUCCUGUUUUAGGUGUGACCGAAACGUUUUCUUUUAUUUGGCUGCAAUCAAAUUUCUUUCUUUCUGAUAAAAUUUUAUACAAGUGCAGAUGUUCUGUUAAUAGAAAACGCUGCUGUGAUUGAUUCUCUGUUGGUAAUGAGUACUUGCUUAUAUGUCACCAGGGAGGGCAUUAACCAAUUGGAAAUAUGGCAGCACUUCAAGGCAAACUCAACAUCCACACGUAGAGCUGACAAUUGACAUUCCUGAUGACCUGGAGACUAGCAUGCAGGAUGACUUUUGUAUCUACAGCGUGCCACCUACACUUCGCCAAAUCUACCCUGAAGCCUAUACUCAGGUAAUCUCUAUAGGUCCUAUUCACUAUGGCAAACAAAAACUUCAGGCUAUGCAAAUUCAGAAACUAAGAUAUUUAAAAGAAUUUUGCAAAAGAAAAAUGCUCAAAGUUAAUAAAUCUUCAAGUGACCAUGAUGAAAUUAAGGAAAAAGAAAUAGAGAGAGAAUUUUCAACUGAUCUUCUUAACGAAAUUAAUGUGGAAGAAAUGCGUCGAUGUUAUGCAGAUAACUUUGAAUUUUGCAGCACUGAGUUUGUUAAUAUGAUUCUGUUGGAUAGUGUCUUUAUUCUUGAGCUCUUUAUGAGACAUCACAAAGAUUCGAAGAAUCAGAAGGAUUUUGUUUUAGGUAAACCCUGGCUGAGAACUGAUGUGCAACAAGAUUUGGUUCUACUUGAAAAUCAGCUGCCUUUCUCUAGUCUUGAAAAACUAUAUAACUUUGCCAAACCUAAUUUUGUUAACGAAAAAGAUUACCCUUCUCUUCUUGAACUUACUGUUAUUAUUUCUCCAAUUUCAAGCCCAAGAAUACCAAAAUACAGAACCCUAAGAAAAUGCUACAUUUCACUGAUUUAUAUUGGAAGUCUUUAUAGCAUAACGAAGCUGCACCAGGCAGGACUGAAGCUGAAGCCAGCUCAAAACAAAUGCUUCCUUGAGAUUGGUUUUGAACCGGGAAUAACUUGUCUUUGGAGAGCUGAGUUGCAGUUUCCUUGCUUUGAAGUUGAUGAUACUACUGAGUUUGUUGUUCGAAAUCUAAUGGCUCUUGAGCAAUGUCAUUAUCCGUAUGAAACUUACAUUUGCAACUACAUUCGGCUGUGGGAUCUUCUUAUUGAUACUGCUGAAGAUGUGGACUUGCUUGUUGAGAAGAAAAAUCUUGUUAAUGGGCUAGGCGAUGGUGCUACUGUUGCAAAUCUGGUUAACAAACUGUGCAAUCAAAUUGCAGAAGUCCAGUCUUGUUACUACCCUCUCUCUAAAGAUUUGAAUGAAUAUUAUGAGCAUUGUGGCAACCAGACCAUGGCAAUAUUGAGAAAGGUAUAUUUUGGGGAUCUUUGGAGAGGUACUGGAACUGUUGCUGCUGUUCUACUCUUGAUUCUUACUAUCAUACAGGCUGCGUGCUCUAUCCUGCAACUUUAGGUUUAAAGGUUCCUGUUUCCUUUGAACUUGUUUUUCCUUUUAAUCUUUUAUUUCUUGGUUCAGAGAAUCUUGGUAUGAAAUUCAUUUCCUGAAGCGGAAGGUAUUUAUGAUA